CACCCCCUCCAACUGCUCUUCUUGUUUAGUCAUUCGUUUCUUCCUCCACCCCCUCCUCUGUCAGCUCUGCAACUGCAACUGCAACUGCAACUAUCCCUUUUCUCUAUCUCAUCUGGUAUUCAUGGACGCCCACAUCGCCCUCCUCCCCAGCCCCGGCAUGGGCCAUCUCAUCCCCAUCGUCGAAUUCGCCCGCACCCUCCACCGCCGCCACGCCAUCUCCGCCACCCUCAUCCUCCCCACCGACGGGCCCCUCUCCCCGGCCCAGUCCUCCUUCCUCUCCACCCUCCCCCCCUCCGUCCGCUGCCUCCUCCUCCCUCCCGUCGCCCUCCACGAUCUCCCCCCCGACGUCAAAAUCGAGACCCGCAUCUCUCUCACCAUCACCCGGUCCAUGCCCUCCAUCCGCGACGCCCUCGCCUCCUCCUCCCCCGCCGCCCUUGUCGUCGAUCUUUUCGGCACCGACGCCUUCCAAGCGGCGGUCGACCUCCGUAUCCCCCCCUACAUUUUCUUCCCUUCCACCGCCAUGCUCCUGUCGCUGUUCCUCUACCUGCCCACGCUGGACGAGGCGGUGUCGUGCGAGUACGCGCAGGUUCCCGAGAAAUUGCGGAUUCCGGGAUGCGUCCCGAUCCACGGCAGGGAUCUGUUAGACCCACUUCAGGAUCGAGGGAACGACGCCUAUAAGUGGGUCCUCCAUCACGCACGCAGGUACAGGAUGGCCCAUGGGAUCAUCCUCAAUACCUUCAGGGAGCUGGAGCCCGGCGCAGUGGAGGCGCUGCUCCUGAAGAAGAAGAAGAAGAAGAAGGACAACAGUUGCAGCAUUCCAGCUGUGUAUCCGAUCGGGCCUCUGAUCCAGACGCCCGAUCAGCAUCAGGAGGGUGCCUCCUUCCUCAAGUGGCUGGAUGAGCAGCCCGGCGGGUCGGUCCUCUAUGUCUCCUUCGGGAGCGGCGGGACUCUGUCGCACGCUCAGAUGAUCGAGCUUGCCCUGGGGCUGGAGCUGAGCGAGCAGAGGUUCCUGUGGGUGGUGCGACGCCCCAACAGCAACAUCUCCAACGCCUCCUACUUCAACAGCAACAAUUCCGACGACCCCCGGGCGUACCUGCCGGAAGGGUUCGAGGAGAGGACGAGGAAGCAGGGGGUUGUGGUCCCGUUGUGGGCCCCGCAGGCGCAGAUAUUGGGUCACGAGGCGACGGGGGGGUUCCUGACGCACUGCGGGUGGAACUCGACACUGGAGAGCGUGGUGAACGGAGUGCCGAUGAUAGCUUGGCCGCUGUACGCAGAGCAGAGGAUGAACGCGGUGAUGCUGGUGGAGGAGGUCAAAGUGGCGCUGAGGCCCAGAGAAGACGGCGAUGGGGUGGUGGGGAGGGCGGAGGUGGCGAGGGCAGUGAAGGGGCUGAUGGAAGGGGAGGAAGGGAAAGGGAUUAAGAAUCGGAUGAGGGCCCUCAAGAAUGCGGCGGCGACGGCGGUGGCGGUGGCCGUUGGAGGAGAAAGAGUUGAUGGUGGUGGGGACGGGGACGGGGACGGGGACGGGAGGAGUAACGAUAAUAAUGAUAAUGAUGACAAUAAUAAUAUGAAGAAUGAUGGUGGAGAGUCCACUAAGUUUCUGGCGGAGUUGGUAGCCCAGUGGAGGAAGAGCGACGACGCGGCCGCCACUGUGUCUCAUCUUUCUGUCUAAAAACUUAAUUGAAACUGUCAGAAGACUCCUCCGUGUUUAAUUAUUGCAUUAUGAGUAUAUAAGAAAAUAAUUUCGAGAUUACGAGAAAGAAAGAAAGAGGCCAUGGGUGAUUCAAAUUCGAAUUUAAAAAUGAACGACUAAAGCCGUCAGCUUCAUUGAUCAA
This is a messenger RNA of Andrographis paniculata, 1832 nucleotides long. RefSeq names its product hydroquinone glucosyltransferase-like. Lineage: Eukaryota; Viridiplantae; Streptophyta; Magnoliopsida; Lamiales; Acanthaceae. Gene Ontology annotation, molecular function: UDP-glycosyltransferase activity. The coding region runs from base 122 to 1669 and encodes 515 amino acids. The record is from RefSeq and is a predicted model, not a curated record. The transcript has a single exon.